This is a messenger RNA of Ruditapes philippinarum (Manila clam), 2828 nucleotides long. Its product is annotated as thymidine kinase, cytosolic-like. Lineage: Eukaryota; Metazoa; Mollusca; Bivalvia; Venerida; Veneridae. Gene Ontology annotation, biological process: thymidine metabolic process. The record is from RefSeq and is a predicted model, not a curated record. The transcript is spliced from 7 exons. Bases 126 to 872 code for a protein of 248 amino acids. Gene Ontology annotation, molecular function: thymidine kinase activity; ATP binding.
CAAAGGUUGCGUAAAGCGGUCACUGACCGAGAUUUUUAAGGAGGGAAUUACAAGUUUACAAGUUCCCGCAAUUUAUUUGGCGUCUAUUGUUUCGUGAUUUUUUUUUAGGAUCAGGCGGUUUAGCGAUGAUGGCUUCCACACCAGCACUUUCAUCUCCUCUUAUCAACAAUACUCGACAGAAUGGACAUAUUCAGGUUAUAUUUGGACCAAUGUUUUCUGGUAAAACAACUGAAUUGAUGAGAAGAAUGAAACGUUACCAGAUUGCCAACUAUAAAUGUCUUGUUAUUAAGUACGCAAAGGACACUAGGUAUGAUGAGGAAGGCAUUGCAACUCAUGACAGACAAAUUUUACCAGCAGUUGCAGCAACUGAACUAAAUCAAAUGGAACAAUUAUCAGACGAAUAUGAGAUUAUUGGAAUAGAUGAAGGCCAAUUUUUUCCAGAUGUAGUUUCAUUCUGUGAUAAAAUGGCAAAUAGAGGUAAAACAGUUAUAGUAGCUGCAUUAGAUGGUACAUUUCAGAGAAAGGGAUUUGGAGAUAUUUUAAAUUUGGUACCAUUAGCUGAGAAUGUUAUAAAAUUGUCAGCUGUUUGUAUGACAUGCAAUGCAGAUGGGCAUUUUACCAAAAGAACAACAAAAGAUCAAUCUGUUGAGGUUAUAGGAGGGGCGGACAUGUACCAGGCUGUAUGCAGGGAAUGCUUCACAUCACCUAUCAAAAAGUCUCCAAGAAAGUCACCUCACAAGAUACAAAAGACCAUUCUAAAGGCUCCGUCAAAUAAAAGUGAAACCCCAACUAUCCUCGCGGAAAGGUCCAUGCAGCAGAUUCAAAAUGCAGCUAACAGACAAUUAUUCAUCAGUUCACCACCAAGAAUAUGAGAUUCAUGACCAAACACAUUUUGUAGAAUUUAUUUUUAUACAUAUGAUUCUGAUCUGUUUAACUAGCAGUCAUAAUUGCAAACAAUCCAUAUAUCUUUUUUUAAGUAAAAAAAUUAUAACAAAACAUCAAAAGAAAAAAAGCAACGAAAUAAUUUCAGAUUGCAUGGUGAAAGAAAUUUGUAAGCCUGUUGUGCCUUUAAAUCCUCCUGUUUUCUCCACAAAAAUAUAUAAUUAUGACUUAAAGAUGAAGAAGACUUAUGAUUAAAAGCUACUGACCCACACAUGGUUUCUUAUUUCAAAAGGGAAUGUCCUUGACUACUAUAUCUGUUUACAAUACACAUGGAAAUAGCUGUUUUCUUUUUUCAAACAAAAAAUGUAUUAGUACACUGAAAUUUAGUUUCAUAAUAAAGGUAUAAACCUUUAGUUCAUUUUUUAUUCCUUUUGAUGCGCUUUUUCUAAAACACUAGUCACUUUGUUUGGGAGAGUAGCUUUAAUUAUUAGAUUUUGAUUUUGCCUUUUCAUUAAAAAAAAUUUCCCAGUGGUCAAAUAUAUAGUUACAUAAGAUAUUAUUAUGCUGUAUAUAACCUAUUAACAUGAUGUUUUUAUUAAGAGACCUGGUCAAAUGAAAUAUUUAGAUACUGAAUUUGAUAGCAACAAAAAUGUCUUGUUUUUCAAUUUAUAAAGACAUAGACGCCAUAGAGUAAUUAAGCGUUUCAUUUGGCCAUUAUUAUUGACAAAAAUACAUGUAGUAAUUAGGUUGCAGUGUAUAUUUUCAGAUAAAAUUCCAAUGUAAGCAUUGACUUAAGCAAUGAUUUUUUGAGCACUGAAUGGAGGUUUAUAAUCGUUGUUACUUGUAGGGGUUAGAGUCGAUGACUUCUAAUCCAGUUACCUCCCUGGUAUGGGUUCGAUCCCCAGGAGAUGCUUUGGUAGUUUAGCACGGAGGAAGGUAGUCUAGUACUGGUGUAACUCUCCAGGAACGAUGGUCAGGAAAUUACCCGCCUAUAUGACUGAAAUACUGUUUGGAAAAGGCGUAAAAUGAAACAAACAGAAGCAAGUCUUGUUUUUUUUUUUUUAAAUACCAGUAAUAACUUCUACAUCUCCGCUUGCCAUAAGUUUUUGAGAAAUGUUGUAUUACUGGUAGUGUGAACAAACCAUUUUGCCAUGAUCAACUCUAAUCUUAGAUGCUCAAUAUAGUAAAUAUGUGGUUUCCUUUAAUAUUUGGAGGUUUAGAAUAUUCUUGUAUUAACAUUACCCUUUUAGAUCUUUUUAUGUAUAUAUGAAGACAUUUGUACUCUGUUUUUAUUGAUAAAAAGGCAGCAGCAUAAAUUUGUUUAAUGUGAAUUUUAUUAUUCUCUAUUGUGCUAUUUAUUUUCAUAAUUUUAUGCAGUUUUAAUGCAUUUUUUGUUAUUUGAGUUUGUGAAUAACAUGCAUUUAUAAAUGAAAUUGUUUUAAUAUCUGUGAAUGUUACGUUCCAAAGGGAUGUUUUUUAAGAGAUAAUAUAAAGUUUUGGAGCCAUUUUUCAUAGAAAGCCCAAGUCAAGAUUCUUAAAAAAAUCUUACUAAACCAAGUUUGGCUUAACAUACAGAUAGGAAGGAAAUUUUUAGCAAUACAGUAAACAUUUACUUUUAUGUUGGUAUUUUAUUGUGUAUCUUAGUGUGUAUAUAGUUCUUUUCUUUAGAAUUGAUUUUUACUAUAUUUAUUUUAUUUCCUAUUUUUUUCUGUGUUAUUUUUUUAUGUCUGUACACCAGUACGAAAGCAUUUAAAUUUAGUUUGUUUAUAUCUGUAUAAGUGCAUUUAUAAAUCCAGUAGAACUGUAUAUAUGUAUGUGCUUAUAUACAUGUAGAUUCUAGUUAUGUUACAGUACAUACUUGUUUUGUAUUUGUGUUAGUGAUUGGUGAAAGGAAAAAUGUGCUUCGUAUUCAUAUCCUCUCUUAAAUAAAUACUGUUUUAUAUAAA